CUCUACUGUUCCAGACGGCCUGCCAAGUCGACUGCUGAUGAGAGUGCGGGCAGCUGAGGCCAACGCCUUGCUUUCGCCUUAUAGUCGCCGUCUGCUAUACACGCUGCGGUUGCGCGCGCAAUCGAUCACAAUCAACACCCACGACGCUUGAAUCAUGAAGCUAUUGUUACUAACGAUUGCGGGACCAGAGCCAUAGCUCUCCCCGACGCCGCCCACCUACGCUGCCGUCUGCCACGGAAGUCUAUUUCUUGCCUCUUUGGCAUUGGCGCUGCACCAGCAGGCGAUCCGCUAACCUGAGCUAUAUGUCACGAUUGGACAGUUGGGAUCCAAUCUUCCGCGAGUCCACCGUGCAUACCCAAAAGCACUCAAAGAGCACUCGCCGGCGCGCACCCAUUCUCCUCCAUGGACCUGACGUUACAGACUCGCGCACUCUCUGACAACCCAGCGCGCUUCAGCACCAACCCCCAGCGCGUGCUCAAUGCCCUGCCGUGCAACGCGCCAUCAGCACUCAUUCUGAGGCAGGCGAGGCCCGGAUCUUCGUUCCGGACAGGGUACCGGACCUGCCGAGACAGCGACUGGACUUCAUCCGAAUCGCUAAGACCGUCCUGAAUCUGCGAACUUGCUGCACUGUCGUGCCAGAGUUUUCGCUUUGCCCGAUCACAUGGAUCUCCUUGCAGAGUGCCCUGUGCAGUCGUCCGACACUUCAACCCAAGAUGCCGACUACAAGCUCCCGGCAUUAUCACGAUCGCAGACCACUCUCCAUGUCACAGAAUACCCUUCACCUGACGGCCCGCCGCUGCCCAGUCCCACGGCCUCGAUUCCUGUUUCUCCUUCAAUAGCCUCCCCAACGACGGACAAACGAAAAAGUCUUCGAUUGCGUCCCACUGAGAGUCUUGAUCGUCAACAUGCAGAACCUCUCCCACUAAGCACCAGUCCGAAGACAACAACACCCCCGGAACUGCGUCCAAGAACAUCCAAGAUGUCGCUCUUCCACCUUUUCAGCAAACCCAAAGUCGAAAAGCUUCGUGGUUACGCGGAGACUGGCCUGGACGCCCCACCUCGCGGGAUCUCCAACAGUGAUAUCAAGAGGCCUGUGCGGCCCAGCAGGCCUGAUGCUCAUAAUGGCAAACUGCAACCCUCGCCCUCGAGAACUGUCGAUACUCCGAAGAUUGCAAAGCCAAUGCCCGAAGUGUCAGCACUACCAGCACCAAGCGAACGAUCACCAAAGAUGCGUACUUUCGAGCCACCGCCAUUGUUCCAAGUAUGGCCCCAGGCUAUCAAGUCUGCAUCGUUUGAGGUCUCUACUGUCACAUCAGAUAACAACGCUCCAAGGUCCAAGAACCGCAUGCUCGGCGCGACCCUGUUCGUACCCGGAAGCGAUUUACAAUCACUGCAGAUGGGUUCGCCCAAAGACGGUGCUGAACCGCGAGCAUCGACAUCUACCAGAGUAGCAACGCGACAAUCAUCUAUUACGGCAAGCAGCCUACCCACUAAGCUCAUCGUCCUUGUGACCUCUGGAUACCUGUUGCAAUAUGCUGCGACCGGACCCAACGAUCGAUAUCCCGAGAAGAUGUUGCAACUACAGAAGGAAAGUGCCGCUUUUGCGUCGGACUUGAUUCCAGGUAAACAUCACGUUCUACAAGUCGUGCAAUCCGUCAACGAACAAGGUGUCAUGGCAGCACCAUCGACGGGCUUGCUUUCGAGGCUCGGACUGCGCAGUCAAACGGCACGCCGAACGACUACCACUUUUCUAUUGGUCAUGCCGGGGCCCGAGGAGAUGAAGAAUUGGAUGACUACGAUCAGGCAAGAGAUUGAAAGACAGGGAGGCAAACACAUUAGGUCGGACUCGUCGACCAACCGCGCUGAUGUGAACGCGUCGGCAAAAAACGAUCUGAAAAAGGCACUCAGUCUUACGCAUCGGUACAAGGUCGUGCGGGCAAGCUCUAUUCCCAAUCUGGCGCUGGCUCAACAGCAAGCAGCCGACGCGUCUUCACCAUCAAAAUUGGCAGCUGAAGAGCAUCCCGCUGCUGAGCCCGAGAGAAAAGUUGAUGAGCAUCAACAAUCGCCAGUUACCAACGAUGUACCGUCGCCGAGGCCACGCGCCAAUUCAGACACGCCAUCCACAAGUUCCUCGGUUGCCCCAUCAGAGAAUCAGAAGCAGCUCGACAAGCUACGUGAUAGCACAAGAUCGUCACAUGCUUCGACUAUGGCGACCACAGUGGGGUCACUGGCUUCUCGUACGAACUCCAUGUCAUCAACGCCGCCAGUUGAGUUGUUAGCAAGGGACAGUCAUGAGCCACAACAGGACUAUUGGUCAUCCAAAGGUCCUUACCGCAACCUCGCGUCCUACUCCCUGCCCAAGAGACGCUCCAACGUGCCUCUGCCACUUCUCUCUGAGCCUCUGAGUCCCAAGGCGCAAGCAUUGCGCAGAGUAGAGAAGUCACUGGACUCAACAGUAUUGCCCGCUGCUCAGGAUAAACAAGCCACCGAGAGACAGAAUGUGCCACAACUGCAGCAUUUGAGCAAAUCUGAUGGCGACGUACGGCCAGAAUCAUUUCUGGGCGACUUGCCAGAUCGCAGCAAAUGGGCAAGCACGAACUUGCCCGGGCAUAAGUUUGUGGCCCAGCAUGCCUCGACAAGCAACCCGACGCUUUCUGGGCGUGCGCUUCACUCUGGACAAACAAGACCGCUGAGAAAUAGCUCCCAGUCCUUCAGCCUCCCUCUCAGAGUCAAUCCAAGUGAUGGUGUCUCGCAGCGAAGUGUCUCAUCACGAAGUCCCAGACCGACAGAGGCGGAUCCAGAUUUACGUUCUCCAGUACCAGCUGCGACGACCUUGAUUGCGAAGGUGGAUCCAUCGCAACGCACGCCCAGCCCAAGCUACGGAGCUGCUCAAAGAAUGUCGCUGACAACACCUGCAGUGGCCUCUGCAGGCCAAUACAGGCGUGUGUCUCCUGCAAGGUACUCGCUUGUUCCUACUGGGGUGUCAGCCCUCCCGACUAUCUCGACCUCAUCUGCAGAUGCUUUACGUCGCUCGCCAUCAAUGGCUUCCGUGCCAAUAGGCAUGUCCCCAGCACAGCAAUCUGGCCCUCUUCGCCGACCCGCCUCCCUACAAGUACGAACAGAUCACGCACCAUUUCUGUCAUCCAUGCGAUCUUCGCCGGGUUCACCAGAUACACAGCUACGAGUUUCCACGACACCUCCUAUUCGAUCUUUGAAACCAUCUCGAUCAGCCAAUCUUGUUCCGAACCGAUCAUCUAGCAUUGCAGUUGUACCAACCUACGAAGAAGAAGGCGAUCAAGCUAUGCCUUUACCAGUCAGAUCUGACUCCCCACCCAAAGUUCCACUCGUUCGAAAGGUCAGGACAUCGACUUCGCUGCCCAUGCUCGAUCUGGGUAUCCCGUUAGUUGGCCUAGGGCCUCCUGCGCCUCCACCUCAGGCACCCCUUCCUGAACUUCCUCCAGCGAGUCGACCUGGCAGCAGAGCCUCAGUGAGGCCUGAAAGCAGAUCCGCGAGCAGGCAAGAUUCGCACUCCAUCCGCUGCUGCACACCCAUCGGCGUAGCUAUCAGUGAUGCGCGGACGACUUCACCAAUCGACCCUACCUCUCCCAUCGGACGCACGAGUUUAGCCCUUCAAAUCCCAGCAUGAACGAACGAAACUUCACAAAAAUUACGACCAAAACCUGUUUAAGACGACCGUCUCACGACGAUUUCGAUUCAACGACAAAUGUGUGAUUAAUCAAAAAUUUCUAUUUCUUAUGAAAAGCAUGCACCGGGCAACUGGAAGGCAUUGCUGACGGAUUUACCUGUUAUGCUGGGAUUUUGUUAUUCCUUUGGAGCAGUGCUACGCUAUCGAAGGGCGUGAAACUGCAUUGAAUGCUUCUUACGAGCUCAGAUCGAACCAUCUCUCUUAGUUCUUAAUGAUACCCCCAAUAGUACGCGCGAAAGUUGCGCCAGACGAAAGCAAGGCCAACAGUAGUGGCACCAAUAGUCAUAAUGCGAGACAUUGUAUCAAUAUCGAAAGA
Molecule: messenger RNA, 4022 nt
Organism: Cercospora beticola
Lineage: Eukaryota; Fungi; Ascomycota; Dothideomycetes; Mycosphaerellales; Mycosphaerellaceae
Source: RefSeq, a predicted model, not a curated record